This is a messenger RNA of Erinaceus europaeus (western European hedgehog), 2238 nucleotides long. RefSeq names its product DEAD-box helicase 59 (gene DDX59). Bases 168 to 2027 code for a protein of 619 amino acids. Gene Ontology annotation, molecular function: nucleic acid binding; RNA helicase activity; ATP binding. NCBI's taxonomy places the organism in Eukaryota, Metazoa, Chordata, Mammalia, Eulipotyphla, Erinaceidae. The transcript has 8 exons. The record is from RefSeq and is a predicted model, not a curated record.
CCGGCGCCGCGGCUUCCUCCCAAAACCCGAAGUGGACUCUGCGCUCCGCCCGGCCUGUCCCCGCGGCGGAGAGGCCGCGCCGCCCGGCAGGUAGCCCGGAACAACGCCUGGAUCCGGAGCCGGCCCCGAACGGGAGCGGCAGCGGACGCGGCCCAGGUCUGCGAGGGAUGUUUGUUCCAAGAUCUCUGAAACUCAAGAGAAAUGCUAAUGAUGACAGCAAAAUUUGUGCAACUAAGAAAAUUAAACCAGAAGCAGAAGACCUUCCGUUGGCCAAAAGCAGAGAUGAUGCAGCUGACGCUUUAGUCCCCACAGAAGCUGCUACGUCCGCUCAGCACCAGGCUGAACCUGGCCCCGUCCCCAGGCCAGCCAGUCAGGUGACUGAGCAGUGUUUGGUUGGACUUGAACAGGAUGCAAAGGACAAAGAUCUUUCUGAAGAGCCUGUUAAGUCAUUUUCCAAAACUCAGCGCUGGGCAGAGCCUGGGGAACCCGUGUGUGUUGUGUGUGGCCGUUAUGGAGAGUAUAUCUGUGAUAAGACGGAUGAAGAUGUGUGUAGCCUGGAGUGUAAGGCCAAACAUCUUCUGCAGGUGAAGGAAAAAGAGGAGAAAGUACAAGUCAGUAGCCCCCAGGAAGCUGAUGCUGAGCCAGGGUCCCUACUUAGUGCUCUGUAUGUCUACAGGGAGCAUCCUUUUAUUUCAAGCCUUCAUGAGGACCAGAUUGAGAACCUUAAACAGCAGCUCGGGAUUUCAGUCCAGGGGCAAGAUGUUACCAGACCCAUUAUAGACUUUGAGCACUGUGGUUUCCCCGAGACUUUAAAUCACAACUUGAAGAAAUCAGGCUAUGAAGUUCCAACGCCUGUCCAGAUGCAGAUGAUUCCUGUGGGACUCCUGGGAAGAGACAUUCUGGCCAGCGCUGAUACUGGCUCAGGAAAGACGGCAGCGUUUCUUCUCCCUGUUAUCCUCCGGACUUUAUUUGAGAGCAAUGCUCCAUCUGCACUCAUCCUCACCCCAACAAGAGAGUUAGCCAUCCAGAUAGAGAGACAAGCUAAGGAGUUGAUGAGUGGCCUGCCACACAUGAAGACCGUGCUGUUGGUGGGGGGCUUACCACUGCCCCCGCAGCUAUAUCGUCUACGACAACACGUGAAGGUUAUUAUAGCCACUCCUGGACGACUUCUGGAUAUAAUAAACCAGAGCUCUGUAGAACUCAGCAAUAUCAAAAUUGUAGUAGUAGAUGAAGCUGAUACCAUGUUAAAGAUGGGUUUUCAGCAGCAAGUGCUUGAUAUUUUGGAAAAGGUUCCAAGUGACUGUCAGACCAUUUUGGUUUCCGCGACGAUUCCAGCUAGCAUCGAACACCUAGCCAACCAGCUUCUGCAUAACCCUGUGAGAAUCACCGCUGGAGAAAAAAACCUGCCGUGUGCCAAUGUGCGUCAGAUUAUCUUGUGGGUAGAAGACCCAGCCAAAAAGAAGAAAUUAUUUGAAAUCUUAAAUGAUAAGAAGCUCUUUAAGCCUCCUGUGUUGGUAUUUGUGGAUUGCAAACUCGGAGCAGAUCUGUUGAGUGAAGCAGUUCAAAAAAUCACCAGUUUAAAAAGCGUGUCUAUACAUUCAGAGAAGUCACAAAUAGAAAGGAAAAACAUACUGAAGGGAUUACUGGAAGGAGACUAUGAAGUCGUCGUGAGCACGGGCGUCUUGGGCAGAGGGCUGGACCUCAUCAGCGUCAAGCUGGUUGUCAACUUUGACAUGCCUUCCAGCAUGGACGAGUAUGUGCAUCAGGUCGGAAGAGUGGGGAGACUAGGCCAAAAUGGAACCUCAAUUACCUUCAUCAAUAACAAUUCGAAAAGACUUUUCUGGGAUGUUGCUAAAAGAGUGAAACCCACAGGAUCCAUUCUCCCCCCACAGCUACUUAACUCCCCUUACCUUCAUGACCAGAAGAGAAAGGAACAGCAGAAGAAUAAGACACAUAGUGACCUGGUUUCUGGGGCUAACCUCAUGGACAUUAUCAGAAGACAUGAUAAAAGUAACUCUCAGAAAUGAUUUGUUAUACCUCUUUGAAGGAUCUGUAUCAUGUAUCAUUAGUGGAACUUCUGUAUAUUAUUAUGGUGUGGUUUGAGUGAACAGUGUAUAUCCUGGAAACAAACAACUUUACAUAUGAUUUUUGGAUGUAAUAGAGUAUCAGAUUUAUACAGAUUCUGUUUACCUGCCCUUUUAAGUCUUAUGAAAGAAUUAAAAUUAAGUUGCUGAAUAA